Empidonax traillii (willow flycatcher) is the source of this 1792-nucleotide messenger RNA. RefSeq names its product tumor protein p53 inducible nuclear protein 1 (gene TP53INP1). The transcript has 4 exons. Gene Ontology annotation, biological process: positive regulation of DNA-templated transcription; autophagosome assembly. Bases 272 to 985 code for a protein of 237 amino acids. The record is from RefSeq and is a predicted model, not a curated record. Gene Ontology annotation, cellular component: nucleus; autophagosome. NCBI's taxonomy places the organism in Eukaryota, Metazoa, Chordata, Aves, Passeriformes, Tyrannidae.
CGGGGGGCGUGGCCGGCGGCCGGUCCGUCAGCGGCGCCGCGGCCGUGACAACAAAGGGCUCUGGAGGCGCCGGGGACGCGGAGCGGGCGGGUCGCGGUCCGGUUCACAUAAACUGUUUACAAGUCAUGCCUCUGCAUGUCCCGUACCUAAGCUGAUAAAGCAUCUAUGCACUUUAAUCUCAAGUCUAUGCCACUCUGCUAGUACAGUGUUAGCUGUGCCUUGAACCUUGGAUAUAAAGACCUACCAGCCAAAGUCUUGUCCUGCCUUAGUAAUGUUUCAGAGGUUAAAUAACAUGCUCAUGGGAGAGAUUGAUAGCUUGUCCAGCCAAGAGCCAGAGUUCAGUGAGAAAGAAGACGACGAGUGGAUUCUGGUUGACUUUAUAGCAGACACUUGCACUAAUUGUUCUGUGGAGGAAGCAGACAUUGUUGAAGAAUCAACCACGGACGGCUCGCCUGUCUUCUCUUGUUUAUCGUCUCCCUUGGAACACUUGCCGGAGGCCAGCGAGUCUUGCUUCAUCCAGUUUGAGUCAUGUCCUAUGGAGGAGAGCUGGUUUAUUACCCCUCCCCCAUGUUUUACUGCAGGUGGAUUGACCACUAUCAAAGUGGAAACCAGUCCGAUGGAGAACCUCCUAAUAGAGCAUCCCAGCAUGUCUGUGUAUGCUGUCCAUAAUGCCUGUCACAGCCUUAAUGAGACUGGAUGUGGAAAUGAGGAGUUUCACAGCCCAGGUAGUCCCAGACUGGAGGCCCGAAAUGAAACAGGACAGCGUGUUCACUGCUAUGUCACAGCUCUUGCUACUCGUUCAACUUUUCUGGAAAAAAACAAGAGCUUUCGUCCUACCCACUGGAUAAAAGAACAUAAUGAAAGACACUGUCUCAACAGAAACAGUCUCCGUCGCCAAAACCUUACCAGGGAUUGCCACUCUCGGCAAAUCAAGCACAACGGACUGUUUGUUCACCAGCCUUGCCAGCGUCAGUUCAAUUACUGAUGGUUCUUGUGGUUUUAAUCUAUGGUCUAAUUGUUUUUUAGGUUGCUCUGUUUUCAUGUGUAGGUAAGUGUGGUCAAUCCGAAGCUGAUUGUCAACCCUCAAACACAAUCGUAACUAGCGUUGCAUUCUUUUGAAAAGACACAUAAAUCUCCAAACAUCUUGCAGCGAGUUCUGAAUGUUGAUGUUAAAUAUCAGUGUCUUGGAAGCCUAUCAGUACGAUAGUUUGUGUGCUGUUUUAUAAACUAUGAUGUAUAGAUGGGUUCUUAGUUAGUAUUUUAAAGAAACUUAACUGAGAUGGAAAUCAGUUACAUUUUGCAUUAAUCAAAAUGGAGUUAGAAAAAUUGAGGUUAGCUGUAUGCUUUAAUGACCAGUACUUGACAGCUUGUGUAUCUGUCUGUAUUCAGCAUAUAUGAUUACUUUCUAACAAGGAAAUUCUAUAGCUGCCAGUGGAUAUUACAUAGCUGUGCUGAGCUGUUGCAAGAAGGACAUCUCAUCUAAAUUGCCUAGUACCUAUUUGUGUUUGUGAGUCUGUGUAGGUGUGUUGGGUACUUGAUAUGGAUAUUGGAAGAGGGUUAAAUGUCCCUCCAAUAUUGUUGCAGUAUGAUAUGGCACUGGUGUUACAGAUGUAGUACCUCACAGUGGAAUGGAAAGAAAAGUGGACCUAUGGGUAAAGUGCAGAUGCACAACACACAGAGAACUGAACUGGGUUUUACUUGGUACAGUUUGAGUUCUUACUCCUUUCUCUAACUCUUUCUGUCUUUGAUACAUGUAUUUCCCCUACCUUAUCUCAUUUAAUCUCUAAUCUAG